AUGAAUCGGUUCGAGGCGGAAAAGCUGCUGGAAAACAAGCCCGAAGGAACGUUCCUGCUGCGUGACAGUGCCCAGUCCGAAUACUUAUUUUCAGUCAGCUUCAGGCGAUACCAACGUACACUGCACGCGAGGAUCGAACAGCUGAAUCAUCGCUUCAGUUUUGACUCAUAUGACCCAUCCGUGUUCAGCGCGACGACCGUGAGUCAACUAAUCGAACACUAUAAAGACCCGGCUAACUGUUUGUUUUUUGAACCUCAAUUGUCAAGGCCGCUGUGCAGAAAUUUCGUUUUUCCGCUGCAGCAUCUGUGUCGGUCGGUUAUAUGCAGUCGCAUAACUUAUAACGACAUUGCGCAGAUUCGAAUUCCGAAGUCGUUCAGGAAUUUUCUUCGCGAGUACCACUAUCGACAGCCGGUCCGCAUCGUUCGCAUGGAGUAG
Soboliphyme baturini is the source of this 435-nucleotide messenger RNA. NCBI's taxonomy places the organism in Eukaryota, Metazoa, Nematoda, Enoplea, Dioctophymatida, Soboliphymatidae. The record is from the annotation of a GenBank genome assembly.